AUGGAAGUGACCCAAGUACUGCACAUGAAUGGAGGCACAGGAGAAACAAGCUAUGCAAACAACUCCUUGGUUCAGCAAAAGGCGAUUUGUUUGACAAGAGUUAUGAGAGAGGAAGCAAUAAGCAGCCUCUACCGCAGCAUACUCCCGAAACGCUUAGCGAUUGCAGACUUGGGUUGCUCUUCUGGACCAAAUGCUUUGUUUGUGAUAUCUGAAGCCAUAAAAUUGGUGGAGAAGCUUUGUCGAGAACUGAAGCAUGAGUCUCCCCAAUACCAGAUCUUCAUGAAUGAUCUUCCUGGGAACGAUUUCAACAACAUCUUCAAGUCCCUCCACAGCUUCAAAGAGAAACUGAGGAGUGAAAUAGCAGGUGAGCAUAUGGGUCCAUGCUUUUUCACUGGGGUUCCUGGUUCUUUUUAUGGCAGAAUCUUUCCCGACAAAAGUCUGCAUUUUGUCCAUUCCUCGUACAGCCUUCAGUGGCUAUCCAAGGUUCCUGAAGGUUUAGAGAACAAUAAGGGUAACAUUUACAUGGCGAGCAAUAGUCCCUCAAACGUUCCUAAGGCUUAUUACGAACAAUAUAAAAAGGAUUUCUCGUUGUUUCUAAAGUGUCGUGCAGAAGAACUGGUGGAAGGGGGUCGUAUGGUUCUCACAAUUUUGGGAAGAAGAAGCCAUGAUCCAUCUAGCAAAGAGUGUUGCUAUAUAUGGCAGCUUUUGACUAUGGCUCUUAAGCAUAUGGUCUCCAAGGGAAGGAUAAAAGAAGAGGAAAUGGACAGUUUCAACAUCCCUCAAUAUACACCUUCUCCAUCUGAAGUAGAAAUUGAGGUUGAAAAGGAAGGUUCAUUCAGCGUUACGAGUCUGGAAAUAUCUGUACUACCUUGGAAUGCUUUUGAUUCCGAAUAUGGUAAUUUGUCUGAAUCACUCAGAAAUGGAGGGUACAACGUUACAAAGUGCAUGAGGGCUGUAGCAGAACCUUUGCUCAUAAGUCAUUUUGGAGAAGCUAUCAUUGAAGAGCUUUUUGCCCUCUAUCAACAAAUCUUAACUGAAACAAUGUCUAAGGAGAAAACCCAAUUUGUUAAUGUCACCAUAUCGUUGAUCAGAAAGCCUGAUUAUUAA
Sphenostylis stenocarpa is the source of this 1107-nucleotide messenger RNA. Lineage: Eukaryota; Viridiplantae; Streptophyta; Magnoliopsida; Fabales; Fabaceae. The record is from the annotation of a GenBank genome assembly.